UGACAGGUUUCCUUCAAUUUGAUACAUUCAAGUCACGGUGCAAUCAUAUGAGAGAAGUAAAAAGUAUUCUCUAGAGUAAUAAGAGCAAACAAGGAUUUUUGGAACUGUAAGGAAAUUUGACGACUGUGAAUCAUGGCCCUUGAACUUCCACCAACUCUAGUAAAAUUGUUUGGGCAUAUAGAUCAGCAUAAGGAUGAGUACGUAAACAACUUGAGAGAUGUAGUUGCUAUCAAAUCUGUGUCUGCAUGGCCUGAAAAGAGGAGUGAAAUAGUUAAAAUGAUACAGUGGGCUGAAGCAAAAUUAAAAGACUUGGGCACCACAACAGAACUAGCUGAUAUUGGCAAACAAAAGCUAUCUGAUGGCAAAGAAAUUCCUCUACCUCCAGUACUACUAGGAACACUUGGUUCUGAUCCUAAAAAGAAGACUGUUCUAUUGUACGGCCAUUUGGAUGUCCAACCUGCACUUCUCGAGGAUGGUUGGGACACAGAACCUUUUACUCUUGUGGAAAAGGAUGGAAAACUCUAUGGAAGAGGAAGUACAGACGAUAAAGGACCAGUACUGUGCUGGAUCCAUGCACUCCAAGGCUAUAAAGCUAUUGGAGAAGAUAUUCCAGUUAAUAUAAAGUUUGUAUUUGAAGGUAUGGAAGAGAGUGGAAGCGAAGGACUGGAUGACCUUUUGUGGUCGCGAAAAGACACUUUCCUCAAAGGUAUAGAUUAUGUUUGCAUCUCUGACAAUUACUGGCUGGGAACCACAAAACCUUGCAUCACAUAUGGCCUCCGUGGUAUUUGUUACUUCCAUCUUGAAGUAUCUUGCGCAACCAGAGACUUGCACAGCGGUACCUUCGGCGGAACCGUGUACGAAGCCAUGUCUGAUUUGAUUUAUCUGCUGGAUUCGUUAGUUGAUGUAAACGGACGUAUUUUAAUCGAUGGCAUUUAUAAUGACGUUGCUGAAAUUACAAACGCUGAAUUGGAAAGCUAUAAGACCAUUGAAUUUGAUGUGAAUGAAUUCCGCUCUACUGUGGGUACUAAGAAGUUGGCGCAUAAUGAGGAUAAGACUCAACUUCUAAUGCAUCGCUGGCGCCAUCCAAGCUUAUCUAUUCAUGGCAUCGAAGGAGCUUUCAGUGAUCCUGGAGCAAAGACUGUGAUACCAAGAAAAGUCAUAGGUAAAUUCUCAAUUAGAAUAGUACCCAACAUGACCCCAGCUGAUGUAGAAAAAAAGGUCGUGGCUCAUUUGCAAAAGAAAUGGAGUACUCGCGGUAGUCCAAACGUAAUGAAUAUAAAUAUGGAUCAUGGUGGAAAACCAUGGACCGAGAAUCCGGAUCAUCCUCAUUAUAUUGCUGGACGUCGAGCUACCAGACACGUUUACAAAGUGGAACCUGAUCUUUCUCGUGAAGGAGGUUCCAUCCCUGUGACAUUAACUUUCCAAGAGGUUACUGGUAAGAACGUUUUGCUUCUACCAGUAGGCGCUGGUGAUGAUGGUGCUCAUUCUCAAAAUGAGAAAUUGAACGUCCGUAAUUACAUUCAGGGUACAAAGCUACUUGGAGCCUACCUCUAUGAAGUUGCUCAAUUGUAGAGUAUGUGUGGUGAAAUCAAAUAUAAUGAUCACUGCGAUAUAUCGAUACACAUAUGACAGUAUAAAAGACCCUUAAAGCAUGCGGAUCAUAUAUAUUGAUUCGUGCAUUUCAAGAUAUCACCCAUUAGCUCUUUUUAAAGGAUUUUAUACGUAUACUUCUGGAACGAUAUAUGUUUGAAAGAUAAGUGGAAUAUCGUUUUGUAUGAUUUAUAAAGAACUGGUUAAAGUGUUAUAGAAAAUAUAAUACUUAUAAUAAAAUAAUAUACUUCUCGAAAA
Molecule: messenger RNA, 1848 nt
Organism: Cephus cinctus (wheat stem sawfly)
Lineage: Eukaryota; Metazoa; Arthropoda; Insecta; Hymenoptera; Cephidae
Gene: Cndp2
Product: cytosolic non-specific dipeptidase
Exons: 6
Coding region: 133-1572 (479 amino acids)
Biological process (GO): proteolysis
Molecular function (GO): metallodipeptidase activity
Source: RefSeq, a predicted model, not a curated record